CGCCUCUUAAGCUUGUGCUGAGUGCUGACGGCUUGUCGGUCUUGUGUUUUCUUGACUCUGUCUGGACGCUGAAUCUGACACUGACUUUGAGUUUGAUACCCCCCCACGAUUGUGUGUGUAGUUCGAUACGGCGAUAAUGGACCCGUAUAAUCCGGCUAAAUACGCGCUGCGUGCCCCGCCCCCCAUUCCGCCGCGGCCGGGUGUGUCGCCUGUCACCAGUCCUAGGAGUGAUGGGCCAGGGCCGCCAUUACCACCCCGUCCAACUUCAACCCCUCAAAGCUUUCCGCCACCGCCGCGUCGGCACGUACAACAGGAGGCUCAACCCCCCGAGUAUCAGCAGGCUUACAACCCGGGGCAAUAUCCCCCUCCACCUGCGCAGUAUGCAACCCGCGAGGAAUUUACGCAGCCCUCAUAUCGCCCGCCUACAGCACCAGCGUAUCCUCCGCCGCCGACAAAUCCGCAGGGCGCAAGCUACGGAGCACCCCUUGUUGAAGAAUGUUCUGCGCGACAGGCCACGACACAGGCUCAAGCCUCACAACUACCAUCAUACCACCCGCCGCCCCCGCCGGUGUCUGAUCCCGCUGUGCCAACAUACCCUCCACACCCGCAGGGCAAUAACAACGCACAACCCGCGGCUUUUGCAAACGCUACGCGGCGCCUCACGGCACAGCUUCAAGCCACGCAGCCUCCGUCAUAUCAACCGCCUCCACCGGUGUCCACUCCCGCAACGUCACCAUAUCCUCCACGGCCCAGUCAUCCGGAUACCGACUACAGACCACCCAUCAGUGGCGGGGUGUAUGAUCAAGGUCAGCCGAAGCCGAAUCUCGCAGAGCUGUCUGCACACCAUUCCCCGCCUGCUACAUCAGCUACAUACAAUCCGCUGUGUACGAGCAGCCCACAGGCCCCCAACAAGCCGCAUGGAACCGCGGACCGGUAUGCUGCUGGCGCCGCGGUGGUGUCAUCCCCGCCGCGGGCCCCAUCACCAUAUCAACCUGAAUCUGGGGCCUCUAUGAACUAUCCUCCGCCAUCAUACGAGCAGCCGCAAGAUCCACCACCACCCGCUGGUCCUCCUCCCCCUUCAGGAUCUCUACCAAGGAUGGAAAGUCUUACCGAGGCGCUGUCACAUACCCGCAUCAGCCCAGGAGCCGAACCACCCACAGAGCCUCCGGCCCAGACACGGAGUACGACACCCGCAAGACCCCCAAUCCAAUACAACGCCCCAACAAAGUUCACGCUCCGGCAAUGCCCCUCCACCGAGUAUACGUUCACGGGCGAGGGCCAAUGGUACUUCCAUCCACAAGUCCCAGACUUCCGGAUCUGUGUAUAUUGCUACGAGAAGCAUAUCCAGUCGACGCGAUUGGAGUGUGAAUUCUACGCUUGGACGUCUCCCGUCGGAUCGAGUCCGCAGUGUUUGUUCAGCUGCCCGCGUAUCGAGGACAAUAUCUGGCCUCGUGCUGUACAUUCUGGGGGUUUGACAGAGCUCUUGGGGUUCUUUGCGCGGAGAAUGAGUAUACCCAACUGUCCACGACAGCGGGGGGUUCCAGUGACGGAGAAUAUAAAGUGGUACCAGCCCAGGGAUAAGCAGCGAUUCCCCGAGUUCCUGGCCUGUCAGGCGUGCUACGAGGAUGUCCUCUUGUCCGGCUCCCUCCGCGACGAAUUCGUACUCUUCUCCGGUCCUCAGGCAAAGGAGACCCUCUUCAUCUGCGACGCCGCGAAUCCAUAUGUUCGAAAACUAGCGACGAGGACAAACAGCAUGGCCGCAUUCAUCUCAGGGACAAUCCGGCAUCUGCACCUUCCAGAAUGUGAGAAGAACGGCGCGCUCACCGACGGGCCCCCGCGGAAAUGGUUCCAGCCCCGGAACCCCAGCUCCAGCUCAAGCUCGAUUACAAUCUGCGAGCGCUGCUACGGCGAGUACGCCGCACACACCGAAUUCGAAAACAGUUUUCAGCUGGUUACCCGACCGAAUGCGCAGCAUAGAUGCAUGCUCGGCCUGUGGCAGUCGCGCAGCGUCUGGGACGAGGCACUUGCCCUCCACGACUUUACCCUCUGGGAACGCACCAUGGUCGAGAUGAACAGCGGCCCACUGUGCACGCUUGAAAUCGCACGCGGGAACCCCGUCUACCAGCUCCCCGGCGUCGAGAACUUUGACGUCUGCCACAGCUGCUACGUCGGGUUCCUGAAACCCUUCGGCCUGGACCGAUUCUUCCAGCGGGCUCCGAGUCCCGUCUACGGGCAGUGCGCGUGUGACCUGAACGCGGGGACCCCGCGAAUUGCUGCGUUCGCGAAGAAACUCGACGAGGCGAUGGUCACGGCGACGUUUGCGACUUUUGCUGCUUUUGCCGCGAGGCUAGCACCGACGGAGCCUUGUCCGAAACUCAACCUGGUCUCUGGGCGGCAGUGGUAUGGCAAUGAGUCCUGUCGGAUCUGUCCGGCGUGCUAUGAGGAAGUCGUCCGGGAUACCUACCUGGCCAGUUACUUCCCGCCUACACCAGUAACCAUCCACGAGGAAACAUGCUGUGACCUGUACUCCCCUCGCAUGCGCAGCAAGUUCAAAACCGCCUGCACCGCGCAAGACGCAAGCCCCUUCCUCUCCUUCACAACGCACCGCAAGAACGUCUAUCACCAAACUGUCCCGGAAAUGCGCGCCCUCGUCGAACGCGCAAAGCAUAAUCUCUCCAUGCAACAGAUGUACAACACGACUUCCUCGACAUACAAUAACAUGGACGGCAUCUCGACGGUGGGCAUGUACGACAGCGGGAUCCGGUAUACGGGCUCUGGUGUCCCGGGCAUGUUCAGGACGCAUUGGGGCGUUGAGGGGGCGGCGAUAGGGCAGACCGCGAUGGGGUAUAUGCAGCAGACUCAGGUGGAUGCGGCGAGGGUGAGGUAUUUGCAGGGGAUUUGGGAUGGUGUCGAGUAGCGUUUGAAAUACGUACGUCCUGACUACUUUUUACAGCCGGUGUAUGGUCAUUAGGUAAGGGGUUGAUGUUUGUGAAAGUAGAUACAAUCUCAGUAUACUCCACUCACAUACUCAUGUACCCAGGAUGAGAUGGUAACCUAAGCUCUAGCUCGACGCACAGGGGAUCAAAAAGACUCACCCACGGCAUUUGCCGUACAUACCCAGUAACAUCGCCCCAGGAGUCCAAAUCCCAUCUCCGCAUCACAUCGCCAAUCAUAUCCCCGACCAUGCUCUCUUCCUUGCCUCGAGAGAGGCCAAUCCCACACAAAACAAGCAGCCACAGCCGAACCGACGGCACCCCUGCG
Molecule: messenger RNA, 3261 nt
Organism: Aspergillus calidoustus
Lineage: Eukaryota; Fungi; Ascomycota; Eurotiomycetes; Eurotiales; Aspergillaceae
Source: the annotation of a GenBank genome assembly